AUGGCGUCCGAAGCUAAACGAACCAAGGAAUGCCUCGCAGAGCUGGAGGCUCACUUCAGAGAGAACAAAGCCCCUUCUGACGUCCUGAUCAUUCUCGGACGAACCGGGUCCGGCAAAUCAUCUCUUCUAGAGGACCUAUCUGGUCUCACUGGCUACUCGCAACAAAGUGUUGACUCCGUCACAAAGACCAUCCAGCUCUGCAAGGCUAUCGUCAACGACAGAUCCAUCUUCAUCAUGGACACACCAGGCUUCGACCCAAACACCGAGGAGAGGACAUUCCGUGAAAUCAUCCGCGGCGUGAGAUCCAUCCUCCCCUUCGCCCGUAUCACCGGGAUUCUAUACCUCACUUGCAUCCCCCAAGAACGAUUUGAUGACUUUGACCGCAAGUUGAUCCAGUUCAUCCGCGCCUUGGGUGGACCGCAGUACAUUCCCCGCGUCACGUUUAUAACAACUUUCUGGACGGCAACGCCGGGACAGGCGGCAUCUUACCGCCAGCGCCUUGUGUCUCUUCGGCGCAGAUGGGAGGACGGUGUUGGUAUGCGUGGGUUAAAGACGUAUCAGCACGGCUGGGAGUACAACGGCGCUGGUGACGAUAGCGGUAUGAUUAUUGAUUGGUUUCUCAACCGCGAGCAGAUCGCGCGACAUGCGAGGGAGAUGGUUGCGAGGCAUUAUAGCAGUCCAAGUAUCGUUCCCUCGAGGAUCGAGGAGGAACUGGAUGCUAAUGUGCCCGUUCAUGAAACGGACGCGGGGAUAUUGCUGCUAGCUACUCCUGCUCCGUCGCAGUUUACCACAAGCGCGCACGCAGCAGCACGACCGAGCCAAAAUGCCUCUUCUCAUACAGAUGCCUCUACCCCGAGCCCCCCGCUGGCAGCACAUACAUCUAGCAAUACAGCCCAAGAACAAACAGCCACCCCGUCGCUUGCGAGUUCGGUUAUCCAAGUGACUCUCGAAGGACUCAGCUGGUUUUUCCGCAACGUUAACCCUGGCAGUACAGCUGGAGGCGCGGGUUCAAUACCGAGGAGGGCUGGCGGCGAUGUGCUCAGAGGUGGAGAUCCACUUUCCCACGUCGAUUUGAUGAAAUCUAGAGGUCUUGACGCGAGCAGGGAGGCCAGGCUGAAUUAUGCUCAGCGACACGGAAUUGGAGGUGUGCCUUUCUCUGCGUCGUGGGGGGAUGCAAUGCUGAAGCAUCUUCAGAGGAAUGGUUGA
Messenger RNA from Aspergillus melleus, 1206 nucleotides. RefSeq lists its product as uncharacterized. The record is from RefSeq and is a predicted model, not a curated record. The transcript is spliced from 4 exons. Gene Ontology annotation, molecular function: GTP binding. Bases 1 to 1206 code for a protein of 401 amino acids. NCBI's taxonomy places the organism in Eukaryota, Fungi, Ascomycota, Eurotiomycetes, Eurotiales, Aspergillaceae.